Messenger RNA from Oncorhynchus kisutch (coho salmon), 4518 nucleotides. RefSeq names its product homeobox protein aristaless-like 4. NCBI's taxonomy places the organism in Eukaryota, Metazoa, Chordata, Actinopteri, Salmoniformes, Salmonidae. The record is from RefSeq and is a predicted model, not a curated record. The transcript has 4 exons. Gene Ontology annotation, molecular function: RNA polymerase II transcription regulatory region sequence-specific DNA binding; DNA-binding transcription activator activity, RNA polymerase II-specific. The coding region runs from base 303 to 1469 and encodes 388 amino acids. Gene Ontology annotation, biological process: regulation of transcription by RNA polymerase II.
UUUAGUGGGACCAGCAGUGGCAUCGUCAGUAAAGCAACGGCAUUUUGGUUCCUUACCCCGGUAAACCUUCAGGGGGUUUUCUUUGCAUUCAUUUGUUCAGUCUUCUGCAAGUCUCUGGAAAAAAUCUAAUUCGUUUUAUAACCAACCCCAGAUGCGGCAGUGUGUGUGAGAGUGUGUGUGUGCGUGUGUGUUCGCCAGUGCUUGAGAGAAAGGGUUCUUGCUGCAAGGGGAAAAGGAGAACGAAGAAACAAACGGUUUGGAUUUUUUCAAUUCCAUUUUUUGGGGAGGUGAUUUUUUUAGGAAUGAACGCAGAUACGUGCGUUUCAUACUGUGAUAUGACAUCCAUGGAUUCAUAUUAUAACACGCCUUCGCCACACGGUAGGGAUCAACAACCAUCGGAUCCCUUCAGAAUAUUCCAACCGAGUGAAACCAAAUACAGCCCAACGUUCCUACCCAAAGGACAACAGGGUUACGAGGAGAAGUCUCGGAGUCCUUUCCAACAGGAGUGCCAGUCACUGGAUGACGGCACAGAGGAGGGCAACAACUUCAACAAAUACCACCUCUUCAUGCAACGACCGACCUGCAAAACACCCCCGGAAGGCGAAAAACUCCACCAGGAAAGCGGAGGACACAACGACGAGUUCAUCCCCUGCUAUGCCAAAGACAACGGCGGUCUAACCGAAUCUGAGCUGACCCCAAACACCGACUCUCCCGGGAUGGAAGGUUCCUACCUAAACCUGAAGGAACCGGGGUUAGGGGUCAGAGGUCAGGGCUCCGACCACCUCUCCAGUCUCGUGGACAAAGGGAGCGAGGCAGCAGACAGCAACAAGGGAAAGAAGAGACGGAAUCGCACCACGUUCACCUCCUACCAGCUGGAGGAACUAGAGAAGGUGUUCCAGAAGACACACUAUCCCGACGUCUACGUUAGAGAACAACUGGCGUUGAGGACCGAUCUGACAGAGGCUAGAGUACAGGUGUGGUUCCAGAACCGCCGUGCUAAGUGGAGGAAGAGGGAGAGGUUUGGUCAGAUGCAGCAGGUCAGGACUCACUUCUCUACUGCCUACGAGCUACCCCUCCUCACCAGGCCAGAGAACUACACACAGAUCCAGAACCCAUCGUGGCUAGGUGUUGGCAGCGGUGUCUCUCCUGUACCUGGCUGUGUGGUGCCCUGUGACGGGUCAGUCACCUCCUGCAUGCCUCCCCACCCUCAUGGAGGGGUCUCCGACUACCUAGGCGUGCCCAGCCCGGGCGUAAUGGGGCAUGAGGGUCACAUGGGACAGACACACAUAGGAAGUCUCUUUGGGGCUGGAGGAAUGGGCGGAGGAAUGGGCGGAGGAAUGGGCGGAGCGGGUGGUGGCCUCAGCGGAUAUGACCUGACCAGUGUCGACCCAGACAGAAAGUCUUCUAGUAUCGCGGCGCUGCGUAUGAAAGCUAAGGAACACAGCGCUGCCAUCUCCUGGAACACAUGAUGCUAUGGGAUUGUUCCUGGGUCUGGCCCCACCCUGGUCAGACACGCCCUAACCCUGCCUCCUCAUCCAUACUCUCCUGAACCUGGACAAGGCCAUGCCCAGUACUGGGAAGGAGGAAGAGGAGGAGCAGGACGAGGAGGAAGGUCAGGAUGGGACUACGACUACGCCACCUGAUAGCACUAAUAAUACCAAAGCAGGUGAAAUGAAUGAACUACAACCCGAGACGAUAGGAGAGACCAUCACAGGAAACGAUUCAGCAGCUUUAGAAUGAUAUCAACAAUGACGUCACCAUGACAAUCAGCAUGAGACGCUGAGAAAAGAAGACGCUAGACAGAGGGAGUGGUGCUACUUGAUCUCUCAGACCUCUGAAGGGGGAACGUGCCAUUUUCCCUGUCCCUCUUUAUUCCCUAUGCCCACCACCCUGUGUCUCUUUAUUCUCUAUGCCCAUCACCCUGUCCCUCUUUAUUCUCUAUGCCCAUCACCCUGUGCCUCUUUAUUCUCUAUGCCCAUCACCCUGUGUCUCUUUAUUCUCUAUGCCCAUCACCCUGUGCCUCUUUAUUCUCUAUGCCCACCACCCUGUGCCUCUUUAUUCUCUAUGCCCACCACCCUGUGCCUCUUUAUUCUCUAUGCCCACCACCCUGUGCCUCUUUAUUCUCUAUGCCCACCACCCUGUGCCUCUUUAUUCUCUAUGCCCAUCACCCUGUGCCUCUUUAUUCUCUAUGCCCAUCACCCUGUGCCUCUUUAUUCCCUAUGCCAACCACCCUGUGCCUCUUGUUCUGUUGAAACCCCACCACCUGAAACAAAUCUGCUUCAAGCCGGCCUGGUUCCUCUGAGGACACAACGACACGUUGCAAAAACCCCCAUUACAAACACUACAACUCUAAUGAGCAAAACUCCUUGAUCAAGAGCACUGACGAACCAGAGCAAAGUCUUCAUGAAUCAGCCUCAAUCAUAACUUUUCUCUUUCUUCUCACAGCGACACAAUGACCAAUUGUCUAAGAGGUAUUAAUGGUAAUAAGUGAACAUCUGAAAAACAUCUGUGUUUGGUUUUGACUGCAUGGGAUGUGUUGGCAGCUGUAACCCUGUUUCUAGGUUCCUAUAACUAUGGGCGACACAAGCGACACGUGUCCAUGCCAAUUUGGUUGGGGGGAGUGGAGGGCGGAGAGCAGAAAGUGUACACUUGGCAAUCAUAUCAAGUGAAUGUGUAAUUUCCUCCCCAUAGGACCGCCUCCCUCACAGCGCCAAUCUAUCAGGUUACAGGAAACACAUUCUCCCCUAGCAACAGGCAGGAAUAACACAGAAACACUAGUCAGUGAUUGGGCCUGUCAUUAGACAGUGAUUGGGCCUGUCAUUAGACAGUGAUUGGGCCUGUCAUUAGACAGUGAUUGGGCCUGUCACUAGACAGUGAUUGGGCCUGUCACUAGACAGUGAUUGGGCCUGUCAUUAGACAGUGAUUGGGCCUGUCACUAGACAGUGAUUGGGCCUGUCACUAGAUAGUGAUUGGGCCUGUCACUAUACAGUUAUUGGGCCUGUCACUAGUCAGUGAUUGGGCCUGUCAUUAGACAGUGAUUGGGCCUGUCAUUAGACAGUGAUUGGGCCUGUCAUUAGACAGUGAUUGGGCCUGUCAUUAGACAGUGAUUGGGCCUGUCAUUAGACAGUGAUUGGGCCUGUCAUUAGAUAGUGAUUGGGCCUGUCACUAGACAGUGAUUGGGCCUGUCAUUAGACAGUGAUUGGGCCUGUCACUAGACAGUGAUUGGGCCUGUCACUAGACAGUGAUUGGGCCUGUCACUAGACAGUGAUUGGGCCUGUCACUAGACAGUGAUUGGGCCUGUCAUUAGACAGUGAUUGGGCCUGUCAUUAGACAGUGAUUGGGCCUGUCAUUAAAUAGUGAUUGGGCCUGUCACUAGACAGUGAUUGGGCCUGUCACUAGACAGUGAUUGGGCCUGUCAUUAGACAGUGAUUGGGCCUGUCACUAGAUAGUGAUUGGGCCUGUCACUAGACAGUGAUUGGGCCUGUCAUUAGACAGUGAUUGGGCCUGUCACUAGAUAGUGAUUGGGCCUGUCAUUAGACAGUGAUUGGGCCGGUCACUAGAUAGUGAUUGGGCCUGUCACUAGAUAGUGAUUGGGCCUGUCAUUAGACAGUGAUUGGGCCUGUCACUACAUAGUGAUUGGGCCUGUCACUAGAUAGUGAUUGGGCCUGUCAUUAGACAGUGAUUGGGCCUGUCACUAGAUAGUGAUUGGGCCUGUCAUUAGACAGUGAUUGGGCCUGUCACUAGAUAGUGAUUGGGCCUGUCAUUAGACAGUGAUUGGGCCUGUCAUUAGACAGUGAUUGGGCCUGUCAUUAGACAGUGAUUGGGCCUGUCACUAGACAGUGAUUGGGCCUGUCACUAGACAGUGAUUGGACCUGUCAUUAGAUAGUGAUUGGGCCUGUCACUAGACAGUGAUUGGGCCUGUCACUAGACAGUGAUUGGACCUGUCAUUAGAUAGUGAUUGGGCCUGUCAUUAGACAGUGAUUGGGCCUGUCACUAGACAGUGAUUGGGCCUGUCAUUAGACAGUGAUUGGGCCUGUCACUAGACAGUGAUUGGGCCUGUCAUUAGACAGUGAUUGGGCCUGUCACUAGACAGUGAUUGGGCCUGUCACUAGACAGUGAUUGGGCCUGUCAUUAGACAGUGAUUGGGCCUGUCAUUAGACAGUGAUUGGGCCUGUCACUAGACAGUGAUUGGGCCUGUCACUAGACAGUGAUUGGGCCUGUCAUUAGACAGUGAUUGGGCCUGUCACUAGAUAGUGAUUGGGCCUGUCACUAGAUACUAGACAGUGAUUGGGCCUGUCACUAGACAGUGAUUGGGCCUGUCAUUAGACAGUGAUUGGGCCUGUCACUAGAUAGUGAUUGGGCCUGUCACUAGAUACUAGACAGUGAUUGGGCCUGUCAUUAGAUAGUGAUUGGGCCUGUCACUAGUCAGUGAUUGGGCCUGUCACUAGUCAGUGAUUGGGCCUGUCACUAGACAGUGAUUGGGCCUGUCACUAGACAGUGACUCCCUCCCUCCCUCCC